This is a messenger RNA of Tarenaya hassleriana, 888 nucleotides long. RefSeq names its product nascent polypeptide-associated complex subunit alpha-like protein 5. The transcript has 4 exons. Gene Ontology annotation, cellular component: nascent polypeptide-associated complex; cytoplasm. The record is from RefSeq and is a predicted model, not a curated record. Lineage: Eukaryota; Viridiplantae; Streptophyta; Magnoliopsida; Brassicales; Cleomaceae. Gene Ontology annotation, biological process: protein targeting to membrane. The coding region runs from base 77 to 733 and encodes 218 amino acids.
CAUUGGGACUGAACGAAGGGAAGCCGAAAGGGUUUUGUUCGCUACGCCAUUCUCUAAGAAGAAGGAGAAGAAGAAGAUGCCGGGUCCCGUUGUGGAGGAAGAGAUGACUCAAGAACAGAUUAUCGAAUCCGUCAAGGAGCAACAGAAGCUUCAGAAGGAAGACGAUGUGGUUGUGGAGGAGGUGAAGGAGGGAGAGGACGAAGAUGACGAUGACGACGACGACGACGAUGAUGACGCCGCCGCCGACGGUGAAGGAGCUGGUGGGAACGAUAGUUCCAGGCAGAGUAGAAGCGAGAAGAAGAGCCGCAAGGCCGUGCUGAAGCUCGGGAUGAAACCUGUCACGGAUGUUAGCCGGGUGACCAUCAAGAGAUCCAAGAAUGUGUUAUUCGUCAUCUCCAAGCCAGAUGUCUUCAAGAGCCCGAACUCUGAGACUUAUGUCAUAUUCGGAGAAGCCAAGAUCGAUGACCUGAGCUCUCAGCUGCAAGCACAGGCCGCUCAGAAGUUCAAAAUGCCCGACAUUUCUUCCAUGGUUCCUAACUCGGAUGCCUCUGAGGCCACGGCUGCUCCGCCAGCCGAGGAAGAAGAUGAGGAAGAUGUCGACGAGACAGGUGUCGAGGCCAGAGACAUCGAUCUGGUGAUGACACAGGCAGGUGUCUCCAGGGCCAAAGCCGUGAAGGCUCUGAAAGCUAGCGAGGGAGACAUCGUUUCCGCCAUUAUGGAACUCACUACGUGAAGCCGAGGUUUCUUAAUCUCGUAAUUGUUUUAGGUUCCUUUUUCUUUUGAUUCUUGGUUCUUGGUUCGAGUCCCGAAACUUGUUGCCUGUCGUUUUUCUUGAACAAUGUCUGCUCUGUUUUUCGCCAAGGUUAUUUUUCUCCAUCUUCCCUGAUC